AUUUCAAUAUGGCUGCUGCAAAAUAACCAGAAUUUAUGUUUCUUUUCGAAUAAAACGGGUAAACUUUUUCAGUUUAUAAAAUGGACGAACUGGAAUCACUAAAAGCAAAACUAGACAGUAUAACAGUUGAAACACCGACAGUUGAAAUGCCUACAUCAAAGGAAGAUGACUUGCCUGAAACAUACAAAACAAACACAGAUAAAGAAAAUCUUCUUCUGUCAUGUUGUGAAAACUUCAGAAGACAGUUUGUGCAUUUGUACCGAGACCGCAAACCACUGUUAUUGUGUCCACUAAACGAAGCUGGUGUCGAGAAAUUUAUUUGCACUACUGUUCGUCCAACAUUGUUGCCGUAUAAAGAAAUAUACGACUAUGACAGAUGUGCCCAGUUUGUUGCAGAUUACAUCACGUUUGAGAUGCUGGAUCCUAUCAUAGAUCUUCCAUCAAUUGUUGCGUCUCCAACAACUACAGUCAAGCGUCAAAAAGGCAACUGUUUUGAAAUGAGCAUAGUAUUGUCUUCAUUGUUAAUUGGUGCUGGUUAUGAUGCAUAUUGUGUCUGUGGUUAUGCCACACGUGAAGUAACACUGAUGGACCAGACAAGAGAUAUUUGCCCUUUGUUGAAGCCAAAAGAUCAGUUAACAGUGAAAGAAGAGAAGAAGGUGGUCAGCAAAUAUGCUGUAAAACCUCCAAAAGAUCUUGCAAGUAAAUUUGAAGCAAAAAUUGCUUCCAAAGCGAGGGAAGAAGAGGAAGCUUUGGAACAGAAAAGACGCAAUGAAGAAGCUGCUAAGAUUGCUGAGCUGGAGAAACCCAAGGCAGACAAACUUCAUGGUCUGAGAGUCCACUGUUGGGUCCUGGUUUUGGCGGGAAAACGUGAGGUGCCUGAAAGUUUCUUCAUUGAAUCAUCAACUGGUCAAUCCUAUUCUCUCAAUUUCUCCGGAUAUCUUGGUGUGGAGAGUAUUUGGAAUAACAGAAACUGCUGGGUUAACAUGCAAGAUUGCUCUAAAGGCGUUAUAGACAUGUCCUACGAUCUUGGCGAUGCUGCAAAAUGGGAAUUUCUUUUCCCAACAACGGAUAAACCUUUGCUUGCAUUACCAUUGAUCAAUGAAGGUAGCUUGGAUCUAGAUGAAGAUGAGGAAGAGGAUGAAGGUAGUGGUGAUUUUGAUCUUCCGCCAUCUUGGGUGGAGCCAAUCCAUAUCUCACUUCGAGAUUAUCAAACUCGUUGUCCGAUGGGGAAACGAACAAUCCUUUUCAAGCGAGCAAAACAAGAGAAAUUCGCGGAAUACUUAUGCAAGGAUGGCUUGGUUAUGAAACUAUCCUCAUACGCUGACUAUGAACUCAAAGAGCUGGUUGAAGUGAACGACACAUACAAACAUCGCGCUGAUAAACUAGACAAGAAGACACAUAACUACACGACCGGCAUUGUUACAGAGUACUUUAAUCCCGGAAGACUGGACUGUCUCAAAGAGCAUUGCUACAAGGCAACGACACCUGGUCCGGAAUCUGAAAGAACAAUGCAUUUCUACUCAUGUGCAAGAAUCGACGGCUUGGUAAAGCAGGAGGAAACUUCGACGGAAAUGACGCAAAACUUCAUGGGAAGAGACGAUUAUUUGUAUUAUCGUCAUGUGACGUUUGGUGUUAGGACAAAAAAAUUUGGUCCAACUCAACAAGUGAACUAUAGACCAAUCCUGAAAAUUGUUGAGAAAUUUGAUCGUAAUCCAGAUAAAGGUGCAAAUGAUGACGUUGCUGAGCGGUUGUUCCUUGUGAGUGAAGAAAGAAUAUGUUUGAUAUUUCAUUUGGAGGAAGACAGAGUGACUGCAUCAACACGAGAGUUUGUAAAACCAGCAAACACUGAAGAGAAGAGCGAUACGUUCACGAUGACUCCUGACAUGACCACAACAUUCCAGGUGGAUCCGUUGUUGAAACCUCAGAAAAACCUGACAGUUUACGAUAUGUUGGUGUUCCUAAUCAAAGCUGAAGAAGAAACCAUUGCACAAAUCCGUGCGAUGGAGGACGAGAUAAAAGAAAUUCUAAAAGAACGCGCAAUUGAAGAGGCAUCUUGCGCCCUGACCAUCUCAGUUUAUGACACAGAAAGAAAUGAAAAAGCGAAACUACACAGAGAAGAACUGCAACGAAAGGCAGAGGAAGAUGAGAAGAAGAAACACGAAACUGAGAUGGAUUACCUCGCUCCAUUCCUCGCCCAGAUUGGUGAUCCGAGCAAACUGAGCAGAGCGGAGGCGUAUAAACUAAAAGAAGAAUGUCUACAAGAUUUGAAACAGAGAUUGAUUGAUAGGGCAAACCUUAUUCAGGCGAGGUUUGAGAAGGAGACACAGGAGUUACAGCACAAGCAAGCUUGGUAUCAACAGAAUCAAAUAUCUAUGAAUAAAGAGGACGAGGAUGAUUAUUUAACUUAUUGCAGUGAAGCAAUGUUUAGGAUCCAUAUCUUGGAACAUCGUCUACAGAGACAUAAAGAAAUGGCACCUCCUAAAUACAUGCAGUUGGAACACAAAUUACGCACAGAUCCUAGACUCGCUGAGCAUUUUUAUAAUGUAAAUUAAUACUUUUGUUGUACAGCUAUAUUGUAAAUAUAUUGAAUA
Messenger RNA from Dendronephthya gigantea, 2591 nucleotides. Its product is annotated as dynein regulatory complex subunit 7-like. Gene Ontology annotation, biological process: cell motility. The coding region runs from base 81 to 2552 and encodes 823 amino acids. The record is from RefSeq and is a predicted model, not a curated record. Lineage: Eukaryota; Metazoa; Cnidaria; Anthozoa; Malacalcyonacea; Nephtheidae. Gene Ontology annotation, cellular component: motile cilium. The transcript has 18 exons.